CGUGGCCGGGAGCCCCGCCUCCGCGCUUCCCUGAGGCGGCUGUGGCGGCGGCCGAGCCGAGCUGAGGCGAGCGGAUCCCGCCAUGGGGAACUGCCACACGGUGGGGCCGAACGAGGCGCUCGUCGUCUCAGGCGGCUGUUGUGGUUCUGAUAACAAGCAGUACAUCUACGGCGGCUGGGCCUGGGCCUGGUGGUGCAUUUCUGACACCCAGAGACUGUCUUUGGAAGUCAUGACCAUCCUAUGUCGCUGUGAGAAUAUUGAGACGUCGGAGGGGGUGCCACUGUACGUAACGGGGGUCGCUCAGGUGAAAAUAAUGACCGACAAGGAACUCCUGGCCGUUGCUUGCGAGCAGUUCUUGGGGAAGAAUGUCCAGGACAUCAAGAACGUGGUUCUGCAGACGUUGGAGGGACACCUUCGGUCCAUCCUGGGCACUCUGACCGUGGAGCAGAUCUAUCAGGACCGAGACCAGUUUGCCAAGCUGGUGCGGGAGGUGGCGGCGCCAGACGUGGGCAGGAUGGGCAUCGAGAUCCUCAGCUUCACUAUCAAGGAUGUCUACGAUAAAGUCAGCUACCUGAGCUCGCUGGGGAAAACCCAGAUCGCCGUGGUCCAGCGAGACGCUGAUAUCGGCGUGGCCGAAGCCGAGCGAGACGCCGGCAUCCGGGAGGCCGAGUGCAAGAGGGAGAUGUUAGACGUGAAGUUCAUGGCGGACACCAAAGUGGCCGACUCCAAGCGGGCCUUUGAAAUGAAGAAGGCCGCCUUCACGCAGGAGAUCAACAUGAAGUCGGCCGAGGCUCAGCUGGCCUACGAGCUGCAGGGCGCCAAGGAGCAGCAGAAGAUCCGCCAAGAGGAGAUCGAAAUCGAGGUGGUGCAGCGCCGGCGGCAGAUCGACGUGGAGGAGAAGGAGAUCGUGAGGAUGGACAAGGAGCUCCACUCCACCGUCCGGCUGCCGGCCGAGGCCGAGGCCCACCGCAUGCAGGAGGUCGCCGAGGGGCAAAAGGUCAAGCAGGUGCUGAUCGCCCAGGCCGAAGGGGAGAAGAUCCGCAAGAUCGGCGAGGCCGAAGCUCUGGUGAUCGAGGCCAUCGGCAAGGCGGAGGCCGAGAAGAUGAAGCUCAAGGCGGAGGCCUACCAGCAGUACGGGGAGGCAGCCAAGAUGGCCUUGGUGCUGGACGCCCUGCCCCAUAUCGCAGCCAAGGUCUCGGCUCCCCUGUCCAAGGUGGGCGAGAUCGUCAUCCUCAGCGGAGACAACAACAAGGUGACAUCGGAGGUGAACCGGCUCCUGGCUGAGAUCCCGGCGUCUGUGCAUGCCCUCACCGGAGUCGACCUCACCAAGAUUCCCCUGAUCCAGAAGGCCACCGGAGUGCAAGCCUGAGUCUCCACCGGUUGGGGAAGACCACACCUCCCAUGAUGCACUUCCCACCCGCUGUGGUCUCGUGGUUCAGUAGGGGAUGGGGGGGAGCCCCUCUCAGUGGGUGCCUUAAUCGUGGAGGAGCACGGCUGCCCCCCCCUUCUCCCCCCAACCGCCCUUUGCAUUUCUAAGAGAAGGGUCUCCCAGUCGUUUCUCUGUUCUGUGUCGUGCUAGCCAACACCUCCCGUCCCCCUCCUUCCUCCUUCCUCCACCUCCAACUUCGUGCCUUGACUGCCUGCACCCGCCACCCCCCCACCCCACACAGACUGUUGCUUGCCCCCUAAUCUGAGGGGUCAGAUAUGGGCCUGACCUCCCCAUGUACACACCUGGAGGUCUCUGUCUCUCUCCCCGCAUCCCCUCCGUCCCUCCAGUGGGUGGGCUGCCUUGGAGCUCCCAAGCUCAGGGUCUGCCCUGGUGCCCGGAAGAGGAAGUGGUGGGCCGGGAAGGAUUUGACGGACAGCUUUGACUGUGGGUCGCAUAGACCCUGAGCUCACGGUGCACGUCCCCCCUUCCCACAGCCACCUGUUCAAUGGUUUGUCUCCGGAUUGUGCCUGGUCUUUAGCCGGUCUGCUGCCUCCUUCUAACGGGGUGGGUCCCGACCUCCCAGAGCCCACCCCUCACCAGCCGUCCGCAGCUUCGCCUGUGUCCAGUGGAACUGCCUCCCCUUCGGCCAACCUGCCCCACCCGCGAAAGUGCCUGACCGGUCAGUCUGGAUCACAGGCGGUGCAUGCUGCCAUCCCCCUCCGUCCUCCGCGUGCCUCGGAAGCCCUGGAAGGGGGGGGCUGAACACCCCCUCCAGGCUCUGCCCUGCUCCUCCGGGCCACCCCCCCUUUCCUCACCAGCACGAGUUUUCAUCCGGGCAGCUUCCGUGAGUCGGCUUCGGCCCCUGAAUGCCAGCAGCCAAGGAAUCCCGAUGCUCUUCCCCCAAAUAGGAAGCCCCUUCCUCGCACUCUGUUUUGGGGGGCUCUCUCCUUGAGGCCCCCCUGAGAAAGGCCGGGGCUCCGUGCUGAACCAGAGGGGAACCAACCCUGGUGUUGCCUAACUCUAAGGGCCCAAAUUGGCUGGCUGGCUUCACCCCCACCCACCCUUUACAGUCCAUGAAAGGGGUUUUCUGUCUGCGGAGGAGGGAAUCCACCCUGUUUCUGAUUUGGGGGGCAGCUCUGCCCCCCGUCUGCUGUGAAUGCAAGGAGGGAAUUGAGGCGCCCUGGAUUCUCAGGGUGGCACCUCUCGUGCUGUGAAUUGGGGUCCUUGCCGGGGUCUUGUGCUGUGGGGGUGGGUGGGCAUGGGGGGGGGGAUGCCACGAGGCUGGAGUCCAUUUCUAAAGGUUAGCAUCCCUGCAGGGCUGCCUGCUCAGCCUCUGGAGGUAGCCGAGUCCUUCCCAGUCCCGCUGCCCCCCUUGGCCAGCCCUCUGCCCCACAGAAGCUGCCUGCUCCCCCACUCCCUUCCCUGCUUGGGCGUGGUGCAUGGCUGCUGGCCUGGCCAAAUGUGGCCAGGAAUUCUCAUUUAGCCAAAUGUGAAAUUAUAAUGGGACAAUAAAGUUGUUGUGAUCUUGCUAAA
Molecule: messenger RNA, 2962 nt
Organism: Pantherophis guttatus
Lineage: Eukaryota; Metazoa; Chordata; Lepidosauria; Squamata; Colubridae
Gene: FLOT2
Product: flotillin 2
Biological process (GO): regulation of myoblast differentiation; protein localization to plasma membrane
Cellular component (GO): plasma membrane; cytoplasmic vesicle; flotillin complex
Molecular function (GO): protease binding
Source: RefSeq, a predicted model, not a curated record